Nilaparvata lugens (brown planthopper) is the source of this 613-nucleotide messenger RNA. RefSeq names its product LYR motif-containing protein 2. The record is from RefSeq and is a predicted model, not a curated record. Gene Ontology annotation, cellular component: mitochondrion. The transcript is spliced from 3 exons. NCBI's taxonomy places the organism in Eukaryota, Metazoa, Arthropoda, Insecta, Hemiptera, Delphacidae. The coding region runs from base 253 to 510 and encodes 85 amino acids.
UGACAAAUUGUUUUCAUUUUCAACUUGACUUUACCAUAUAACCUAUAAAUUGAGUUCAAAACUUAAAAAUCAAAUACUUUUAUUAGAAGAUGCUUUCAAUAGUAUUAAUUUCAUAUUAUAUUUGUUUAAUAAUUAAAUCAUAUUAAAAACAGCAUCAUAAUUCUUUUAGUACCUAUCUAAAUAUUGCAAAAUGUAAGUUUUAGAGAAAAUAAGAUUUGUGCUCAAGAACAGCGGAGUAUUAUACUAAUAAACAUGGCAAAUAAAGCAUUGAGCUUGAAGCAGUUUAUGCUGCGACAGCACGUUCUAAAGCUUUAUAGAGAUACUUUGAGAGCAAUAAAAAAGAUUCCAGAUCCCAGUGAUAGGAAAGAUAUGAAGGAUUGGGUGAGAUCUGAUUACAAGAAAAAUAUCAACUUAACAGACGAGUUUAAGAUCAAAAUGCUAAUAAAACACGGAGAAAAAUCACUGGACGAUCUUAGAAAAAGUCUCGAGCUUAGUCAUGCAGCAAGUUGACGUCAAUGAUUAUUUUAUAAAAAUAAUAUUACUGUAAUUUUUAUGUAAAUAAUAAUUUUUAGUAAAUUGUCUAUACUUUUAAACAAUAAAUAUCUAUUGGAAA